CUGUGAGGCAGUAACGGUCACAAACGUCUAUGCGCAGGCGCAGUGGUACUUCACACAACCGCAAUAGGCAAACAUGGCGGCGGCCGUCGACAGUGUUGUGAAAGUGCUGGGAGAGCAGUACUAUAGAGAUGCUAUGGAGCAGUGUCAUAGUUACAACGCUCGCUUAUGCGCUGAGCGCAGCAUCCUCAUGCCUUUCUUGGACUCGCAGACUGGUGUAGCCCAGUCUAACUGUUACAUCUGGAUGGAGAAGAGACACCGGAGUGCAGGUGUAGCUCCAGGGCAGCUGUACACCUAUCCAGCCCGUCGCUGGAGGAAGAAACGCCGUUCCCACCCCCCUGAGGACCCCCGCUUGGCCUUCCCUCCUCUCAAAGCAGCAGAUUUGGAGCUGGGUCUGAAGCGUGAUGCUUUGGGGGCUGUGGAUGGCAGCAGUCUGGAGGCCCUGCUGAAAGGGGAGCCCCUCGACAGGAGGAGCGGAGUGUCGGACCUCCGCGGCCCUGAAGAUGACUCAGUAACUGUGGAACCUCCUGCCACCUCAGCGGCCACUCACACGUCCUCUGGGCGUGUCCGUAAGCGAGUCCUUGACCAUGACGACUACUUAGAUGACCUGGAUGAUGACGACUUUGAGGACGAGACCCCAAAGAGACGAGGCAAGAGCAAGUCCAAGGGUCGCAGUGACAAGAAUGGCAAGAAAAAACAAGAGGCUGCCGCUGCAGCGCUGGAGGAGAGGGACAAACCUUACGCCUGCGACAUCUGUGGAAAGCGCUACAAGAACCGUCCUGGCCUGAGCUACCACUAUACACACUCUCACCUGGCGGAGGAGGAGGGCGAGGACCGCGAGGAGAUCGAGGCACCACCCACUCCUCGCCAGCCUGAGGAGCAGAAGACAACAAAGAAGGGUCCCAAUGGGCUGGCACUGCCCAAUGACUACUGUGACUUCUGUCUUGGAGACUCCACUUUAAACCAGAAGACUGGCCAAUCAGAAGAGCUGGUGUCUUGCUCAGACUGUGGACGCUCAGGCCAUCCAACAUGCCUGCAGUUCACACCAGUGAUGAUGGCUGCAGUGAAAACCUACCGCUGGCAGUGCAUCGAGUGCAAGUGCUGCAAUGUUUGCGGCACCUCAGAGAAUGAUGACCAGCUGCUGUUCUGUGAUGACUGUGACCGAGGCUAUCACAUGUAUUGUCUAAGUCCCCCCAUGACCGAACCACCAGAGGGGAGCUGGAGCUGCCACCUGUGCCUGGCUCUGCUGAAGGAUAAAGCCUCCAUAUACCAGCAGAACCAGAGCUCUGCCCCUGAGUGACAUCGUAUCAACAAGUCCCGCCCCAUCAGUAACGGGACCUGCCCCUGAUUGAAAAGUCAGACCUCCUCUCAGUCCGGAGCCCCAGGCUCUGUCCAGAUGUAGCAGGGCCAGAUUGCAGAUCAGCUUUAGAAGUCUUAAUAUCUACAGCGUCAGUGGGGGGGGAUCAGUCAACACGGGGAUCAAUCUAUCACUACCAACCUGCCUCCAAAGCCCCCAAGGCUUGCCAACACCUACAUAUUGUGCGUAUAUACAGUAUAGACACACACUCUCUCCCAGACUGUUACACACACUAGAUACAGAGACAGAGAGCAUGCAGUAACCAUAGUAACUGCUCUCUCCAUGGGAGCUCCCAGGAGCGAACGGAUUAGCAUCACAGCUAAUUAUCUGCAACCUUUCACACUCAAAGACAAAGUGUGGACUGUCGAGACAACACAGUUUUUCUUUCUGCCAAAUUAUCUAUUUUUGCUCCCUGAAUGCGGGGAAAAAAGAAAAAAAACAUGUAUAUGGUCAUGGAAUAUUAUUAUUAUUACUAUUGUUAUUGUUCUGGUUACUAGUGGACUUUUGUAGUGGCAUUUGUCUGUGUACUUUUGUCUGAUCCAUCGGAGUGUUAAUCUUUUGAAGAGGUUUCCCUGAGGGGAACUAGUCAGUUCCAAGGUCUACCAUCAUGAAAUACACACAACAUUGACCCAUAAAGCUUAUCAUUAUUAUGUCAACCAUCUUUGUUUCAUUUAAAAUCAGAAGGACAACAAAAAAACUGUUUGACUCAUUAAGCUGUCAGCACAAAAUCUUUGACUUUGCUACUUUAGGGUUGCACCAAAACCAACUUUUCAUCUCUGAUUCUGUCACUGGUUUGAUCAGUUUUAUCAAACACUAUACAACAGAGCAUAUACUGUAAAGGAUUGUGUCCUCUGGCACAGUGCUCAUUAAGGAGAAACUGAAAACUGCCAUAGGCAAGCCCAUCGAGCGUCCAAUGUUGGAAAGCGGGGCAAUACCUAUUUGGACACGUACCAUAAGUGGGACUCAUGAGACAAAACAUUUAGUAUGCCUUUCUUCAAUAUGAAUUCUCCAUUAGACAGAGCUAACAUUCUGCUGUCAAACCAAUGAUGCACAGAAUCCUUUACAAACUAGCUGCUUUUAUCAUUUGUCACACAGAGGCAGAUUUGCAUGCAGAUUGCACCUGUAUAAAUGCAGACACACACACACACCAUAAGUGUUUUUUUGUUUUGUUUUUUUUGUAUUGUUUGUGUUUUGUUUUUAUAUUUUAUAUUACCUGAUAUUCCAUUGGUACUGGGAGUUUUUCUAGUAGAAUUUUGUAAAGUCUAUGGUAUAGCAAACACUUCAAGUAUAUAGCUCCUAAUGCAUUCUAUGUACUGUAUUGACUUUUUCUAUUUUUGUUAUGACUGUGACAUGUUUGAAUUUAUUUGAUUAUUCUGAUAUGUCCAACCUCCAUUAUGAGUAUUUGUAAAAUGAUGUACUUUGUUGUACUAUUUUUAUUUUUACAUUGCUUUGGUAUCAAAACCGAUUUUAGCCUGACAAUAAACAUCACUUUGAAUUA
Messenger RNA from Etheostoma spectabile (orangethroat darter), 2852 nucleotides. RefSeq names its product zinc finger protein ubi-d4. Gene Ontology annotation, cellular component: nBAF complex. The record is from RefSeq and is a predicted model, not a curated record. The transcript has 11 exons. Gene Ontology annotation, biological process: nervous system development. The coding region runs from base 74 to 1297 and encodes 407 amino acids. Lineage: Eukaryota; Metazoa; Chordata; Actinopteri; Perciformes; Percidae.